This is a messenger RNA of Stylonychia lemnae, 2694 nucleotides long. The record is from the annotation of a GenBank genome assembly. Lineage: Eukaryota; Ciliophora; Spirotrichea; Sporadotrichida; Oxytrichidae.
AUGAAUCAGAGAAUCGGCAUCUUUAGCCCUCAAAUGCUUGAUAAAAUUCAGAUCAAAUCCCAGAAGCGUCGAGUCAUUUAACUUCAACUAAGCCAUGAUAGUGAUCCCGAAAGUCAAGCUUAGCAGCCUGAGACAAUUAACACAGAAUAUCCAGGAAACAACGAGAGUAGAGCAUAGACAACAAAAAGUAGAAGGGAAAUUAAUUUAUAGGUAAGAUCACAAAACUAGGUAAAAAGGAACCACUAACUCGUUGAAAAACGCAUUAAAUCUCCAACUAAUUUUGUCAAUAAUACUCUAAAAUUGGGUUCUCCGAAUAAAUUUCAAGGGCAUGAAGAGGUAAUAAUUAAAACAAAAAUAAGGAGCCCAUCUAAAAUUUCUAAUGAAAAAAGAUCAAUUAAAACUCAACAAAAUAUGAGAUAGAAAGAUUUUCUGAUUGCAACUAAGAGAAAUAACUAGAAUAGUGCAUUAAGGAAAUUACUGAACUCAAGUACAAAAGCUUCCCAUCGUGACGUGAAUGAAUCAGCUCUAAACAAAUCCCUUCUGUCUCCUAAAAGCAUCCUAAAUCAUGAUAUUUAAGAUUUCUCAGCUUCUAAAAUGAGCAAUCUAUUUUCAAGAAAGCAACCUAGAAAAAGCAGGUAUCAACAUUUCGACAGCUCUAAUAAAGUAGAUCAUGGGAAAUUGUUAUCUUUAUCUGAGAUUAUGGAAUAAUGCCGUUAACAAUAGAGAGAAAAAUAAGAGAAAAAGGAAAAAGAGGCUUAGGUCUAGUCAGAAAAAAAGUUGAACAAUACAUUUUCAAAGAAUUAAAAUCUUUCCUUGCUUACUAUGGAAGAAAACUUGAUCUAUAAUUCAUCAUUCAACGAAUUAGAAAGAAGAUAAAUGGAUCAGCAAUAUUUGAAAUUCGCUAGGAGUUUAGAAAAAUAAAACUUCAGUGAAAUCAUGAAGAAAACUAGAGUAGAUCUCAAGAAAGCAAUAAACACGACAUAAAACUUAUUAGUAGAUAAUAGCUAAAAAUAAUCAAUUUAAUUAAAAACAUCACCAUUAACCAAUGAAUUCACAUUGAAUGCAAUGGUAUUUGGUUACUAUAAAAUAGAUUUACUUAAUAAGUAAUAGCCAGUAUCAGUUUUAAUAUAAGGGCACAAAGGAGACAUUAAUAUCUACUGUUCGUCAACUAUAUCUGAACCGAAUGAGUAAAAUAAUUAGUCUCAUUUUAUGAAUUAAUAAGGACUUUAAAAAUAUGCAAUACCGUCUAUGUAUUUAUCUAUAGAAACAACUGAGCUCUCAAAGAUAAAAAUAAUUGUUUGCUUUGGAAUAGACUCUCUUAGAAAAACCGAGCAUUCAAUUCACGAAUAAUCUAAGCUACAGCUUUAAAACUAGAACUCUUAGAAGGAAGAUGAUGAUGGCAUGUCUGGAGGAAAUGGACAUAAACUACCUUUUAACAAGCUGAUAAGUUAAAAGCAAAGUGAAAUCAAGAAUAACAUAUAAAAAAUGAUAUAAGACGAAGAUCAAGCUAUGAAGUUUUUUAGAUAUUUAGGAAAGCUCAAAAAGAAAAAAGAAGAACAAAAAAUAGAGGAGCUUAAGAUGAAAAUGAAUAUGCAGAAUGUUAAGAAUUUCGUUAUGGACAAUAUUGAUUAGAAAAAGCUGAUUGAGCUUCACGAAAGACAGAGAUCAAUAGAUUAUUUAAGUAGAUGGGAUACUAUCAGAGAAAAUCUAGAUUAACAAAGAUAAAUAAACGAGAAAGCUUACAGAUUGAACCUUUAAAUAAAGUUAUGGAAAUCAGUAUUAGCAAAGUAUGAAGUUAUAAAUAGGUUGAAUUUAAUCUAUAAAGAGAAGAUCUAAAUCAGAGAUGAUAAGAUCAAAGUAUAUAGAUGCGCCUAAGUAAUGAAGAGAUUUCUUCAAAAGCUCUUGAAACGUAAAGGAAAAACCACUGAAAAAAGAAACUAAAAUAUAAUUAGGCACUCCUUCUAUGUUGGUAUCAUAGGAAGCAAGGAGACUGAAGAAAAAAGAGCUUUAAAUAUCAUCAAGAUAUUUCUGCUGUAAAAUCUAGGAGUAUAAUAAAUCCAUUCUGCUUUUAAGACUUUUAGAACUAAAUUUCAAAUUCUUUAAAGAAGAAUGAGGAAGGAAAUCAUGUUUAAAGAAGAGAAAAUAGGUGUUUUAAUAAAAUACUUUGAGAAAGAAAGACAAAGAAUGCUUAUCUAAUUUAUUAAGAUGAAAGAUAAAGGACUGCAAGAGCUGGGACCUCAAAUAAAUGGGAUACCUGAAAAUAUCAGAAAUAAACUUCUGCUCUAUUAUUACAAGAGCUGUAGGAGACACUAUACCAAAAGAUAUUACGAUUAUAUUAGAGAACUUAAAUAAAAGGGAAUAGAUUAAAAUUCAAAUUUAAUUGUUGAAGAUGAGAACUAUAAAAUAUGGAAAUUCAAAGAAAUUGAUUUCGACAUAAAGCUUUCGACUUCUUACCUACAAACAGCAUAAAGAGGAGCAUAAUUAAUUAUGUCAAAAUAUAGUUAUCCAUCCUCUAUGAUUAAGUAAAAUAAAUAGCCCACGCAAUCACCCUCUGGAUUAUUCCUGACUGAAACUUAUGGCUCUGACGAUAAGCAAGUAGUAAAACCUCGAUUUAAAUUUCUGCCAGAUGUUGAGUUAAUGCAUCAAUUAAUUAUUCGGGCUACUAUGAUAAGAAAUGAAACUCAAAUUGAAUGA